This is a messenger RNA of Lasiosphaeria miniovina, 414 nucleotides long. RefSeq lists its product as uncharacterized. The record is from RefSeq and is a predicted model, not a curated record. The transcript has 2 exons. The coding region runs from base 1 to 414 and encodes 137 amino acids. NCBI's taxonomy places the organism in Eukaryota, Fungi, Ascomycota, Sordariomycetes, Sordariales, Lasiosphaeriaceae.
AUGCUGGGCAAGAUCCUACUCACCCUCGAUGCCGUCGGCAUGAUCGCGGGCACGCUCAAAGCAGACUAUUUCAGCUGCACGCACAUCUUCAACCCGCGGUGGCCGCCCCAUGCCAAGUUCCACGGCGCGCAGACCAUCACCAUAGCCGUGAUGCUGGGGGUCGCGACGCUGUACUACACGUGGUGGCCGAGUCUCUUCCCGCACGGCGCGACGCCGCAGCGAGUCGAAGACGCCCUGGGUCGGGCCGUCAUCGCCGGCACCCUGUACUGGGUAGCUGGCCUCGUGGCCACGCUCUUCCCCGGCGUCGACGGCGUCGACCCGGAAUUCGGGCCCUCGGGCUGGCCGCAGAUGCCCUUCUUUACCCUGUUUGCGUCGCUCGGCGUCCUGGGGUGGGCUUACGAGACGUGGGUUUAG